Molecule: messenger RNA, 943 nt
Organism: Drosophila montana
Lineage: Eukaryota; Metazoa; Arthropoda; Insecta; Diptera; Drosophilidae
Gene: Listericin
Product: listericin
Exons: 1
Coding region: 38-463 (141 amino acids)
Source: RefSeq, a predicted model, not a curated record
CGUUCGACCCCGAAUAGAAGCAAUUGUUAACCCAAAGAUGAAACAGUUUGUGGUGCUAGCCUUAAUCUGCGUGGCCUUGGCCUUGGCCUGUGUCUGUGCCCAUCCGCUGGAGCCAGUCGAGGAGCAGCUCACGCUGGAGCAGGUGGACGCUCCGGCUGGCAAUGAUGCGGACGGAGUGCGUCUUGCACGUCACUUUGGCGGCGGCGGCGGCGGAUUCUGCUGCGGCGGCGGCGGCGGUGGCUUUGGACGACCCGGCUUUGGCGGCGGCGGCUACGGCGGUUAUCCGGGCGGCGGCUUUGGCGGCGGCGGCGGCGGCUAUCCCGGCGGCGGCUUUGGCGGCGGCUAUCCCGGCGGCGGUGGCUUUGGACGCCGCGGCGGCGGCGGCGGCGGCUUUGGAGGCGGCAGCGCCUCAGCCUCUGCCUCGGCCUCAGCCUCAGCCAGCGGCAACUUUUAUGGAAAAUAGACGAACUUGAUGUAAAAACCAAACAAAUAACAAUAAAAAAAAAUUCGAGAAAAAAAAACGAACACGCCUUUGAGACAGACGCAAAUAUAUAUCCGAAAUGUUCACGCCUUCUGGCAGCCGGUUUUGCGCUCCAAAGCAAACAAAACAAUAACAAUAGCUUUAACAAUAAUACUAUUAAUCAAAAACUAGCUGGCGAAUGCGAAAAUUAUAUUUUUAACGCACUGCAAAAUAAUGUAAGACUCAGAAAUAUUCCAGCGGGUAGCUCAAAAUAUUCCGUUGACUUCAAUUAAAACUGCCCGAAAAUAUAUAUAACGUAAUACUCAUAAAAAAAAAACGGGGCCUGGCCUGAAAAGCGAAACCGAAACUGAGACAUUUGUCAAAUUUGUUCAGACAGAAUCGAAAUUUACCAGUUUUACAGCUUGAAAUGAUUUAUUCUCCGAGCCAAAAAAAAAAAAAAAAAAAAAGUGAUAAAUGAUUUAA